UCAGGCGUGCGUGCAUAUAACUCCCAAACCACACUUGUGAGGAAUUCCAAUGAUGUUGUUGUUAAUGUUUGCCACUCCAUCUGUUUGUUCUUUUGACCCGUGUAUUUGCCUGAUUUGUUUGUCUGCAUCUCACCAUCAUUCUUCUUUCCUUUCCCUCUGUUGACUUGUGUUUGAUGUUGCUGAUUUGGUAAUUUUCUCUUUUCCUUUUGGCUGCCGCUUUUUGCCUUUCUUCCCCGAAGACUCGAAAGAAGGAAAUAGUGUGCAGAGAGAAUAGAGAUGUCGAAGACGCUGGUUCAGCCGAUAGGCCAAAAGAGACUUACCAAUGUUGCAGUUGUGCGUCUUAAGAAGCACGGUAACCGUUUCGAAAUCGCUUGUUAUAAGAAUAAGGUCCUUUCAUGGCGUUCCGGCGUAGAGAAAGACGUGGAUGAAGUGUUGCAGUCACAUACUGUUUACACGAAUGUAUCGAAGGGUGUACUUGCAAAGUCUAAAGAUUUGAUUGGGGCUUUUGGAACUGAUGAUCAGACCAAAAUUUGUCUGGAGAUUUUGGACAAAGGGGAGCUGCAAGUUGCAGGGAAGGAGAGGGAAUCACAGUUGUCAAGUCAGUUCAGGGAUAUUGCUACCAUAGUUAUGCAGAAGACAAUCAAUCCUGAAACUCAGCAUCCAUACACAAUUAGCAUGAUUGAACGUUUGAUGCAUGAUACCCAUUUCGCAGUUGAUCCAAAUAGUAGCUCAAAGAAACAGGCACUGGAAGUCAUUCGGGAGCUUCAAAAGCAUUACCCCAUUAAACGGGCCCCCAUGAGGUUGAGGAUACAUGUACCAGAACAGAGUAGCUGUUCUGUCCUGGACAAGCUUAAGGAGUGGAGUGCCUCCAUUGUGUCAAGAGAAGAAUCUGGAAGUCAGCACUCCAUAAUUUGUGAAAUUGAGCCUAGUCUUUUCCGGGACUGUGAUGCCUUGAUAAGGAAUCUACAGGGGAGAGUGGAAAUUCUUGCGGUCAAUGUACAUGUGGAGGGAGAUACUUUUGUCGAUCAGUUCGAUGAUCAUGAGGAUGAUUCAUCGAGUUUAAGGAAGGAUUCUACUGGUUCAGUCCUUCAGCUGAGUGAGAAAAUGCAAAAGCAGACUAUUUCUUCAGAAUGUGGGAAUUCCAGGGAAGAAGAAAAACUGAGCAAACCUGCAAAAAGUGGGAGUUCCGAGGGCGAAGUAAAACUGAACAAAUGCACUACUUGCAAUGCUGUUGUGAGAGAUUCAAAAGAAUACAGAGAGCAUUUUAAGAGUGACUGGCAUAAGCAUAACCUAAGGCGUAAAACUAGGCAACUCCCUCCACUUACAGUUGAAGAAUGUAUGGCUGACCUGGAACUUGGAGACUCGAAGGCUGAUCUAAAAGAAUAUUCAUUUUGAGGUGGAACAAUUUUCCUUAGCUACAGACCUAUAUUUUACAAUAUUAAAGACGUACAUAUUCUACCUAGCAAGACUUGAAGGAAAACAUAAUAUAGAGAAAUGCUGGUCAAGAUAUUUUGCUGAUGAGUCUGGUUAGUUUGUAUUUUAUUAUAGUGAAUAAUUGAAUAAAAGGGAAAAAUGUGAUCUAUAUUCAAUCUUGUCUCUGCUACUCUUAUGUGCCCAAAGUGCUUAUGUUGAUGCCUCCCAGUAA
Solanum dulcamara is the source of this 1645-nucleotide messenger RNA. RefSeq lists its product as uncharacterized. Gene Ontology annotation, biological process: ribosome biogenesis; cytosolic ribosome assembly. NCBI's taxonomy places the organism in Eukaryota, Viridiplantae, Streptophyta, Magnoliopsida, Solanales, Solanaceae. The record is from RefSeq and is a predicted model, not a curated record. The coding region runs from base 277 to 1395 and encodes 372 amino acids. The transcript has 5 exons.